AUGGGGGAGCUGAAGGGCAUGGCAGCAGCAACGACAGGCACGCACCCUUCUCCUUCUCCUUCUCCUUCCUCUACACUCACUUGCCCUGCUUCACUCUCCCCGCGCCGCAGCUUUGGGGACCAGGAGCUCCGCCUGCUCGACGCCGCGCUUUCCGCCGGCGCCGACGUCCCCGCGCUGCUCCACGCUCGCUCCUCCGCCCGCAUUCUGCUGAACGAGAGCGCUUCCCAGGCAUUCUCCGUUCCCGACGUGGGUACCACUAGGCUCUCCAUCGCCGACUUCUUCGCGCGCGCCUUCGCCCUCGCCGGGGAUGUCGAGAGCUGCCUCGCUAUGAGAUAUGAAGCUCUGCUUCUAAGAGAAGCCACAUACUCCCAUGACCUUCAUCUGCAAGUAUCCAAUCAAGAAUGGGUAACUUUUGCCAAGGACUGUCUCGAUAAUGGUUUUUACACCAUUGCUUCCAAGGCUUUUGCAAAUGCUCUUGUGCAUAUUGAUCCAAGCCGCCCAAGAUACUUGGACUCAACCAAUUCUAUUGUGAACAAUGGCAAGAUCAAUGGUAUAAGUGGGCUCCAAAACUUCACCAAGUCAUUAUCUGCGCCGCAUUCUGUUCAGACACAAUCAGCUGAAUACAUGAAAAGGAAAGCUUCAGAGUUUAAUGAAAAGAGCAAUUUACACUUGGGAAAAAUAAAGGUCCCAGGAAGUUCGAUGUUUAAGCUAGGUAUCAAAACCAGGAACAUACAGAAACUACAUCAUAGCCGGAAGAGGAAUCUGGAAGAGUCCUGAAGCAAUCUUGGUGUGGCGUCUUCCAUAGACUGAUAAGAGUGGAAUGUACUUUCAUACAAUCUGAUGAUGCAAUAAAAGGUGAGAAUUUUCGUGCACUGGGAAUACUGAUGCUGAUAUCGUGGAUGGGUAUUUGGGAUCCUGAAACAAUGAGCAUGUCAGUUGCUUCUUCUGCUGCUGUUUCCCUGGGAAAGUAAGCUGCUCUUUCCAUACUCUGAAUGUUGUGAUGUACAGAGCAAUAUGCUAUGUUAAUCUUGCUAUGUUUUACACCUCUGCAUUAGGAUCAUAGGGAUUAAAAUCCAGUGUUGACUGCUUGAAGUAUUUUUAUUUUCUUUUGAGAUGAUCUAUUGAAUAACUUCUUGAUGUUCAUUUCUGGAAAUGUUUAUUAUACACAGCACGAAAUGAUAUCAUAAGACAUGGAAUUAGCUAUGUUCAUUGAAGAAACGAUACAUUUAUAUUUUAUAAUGGAAUAGCAACGAUAUCUAUUGGAAGCACAUGAAAAUCUAGAAGGUAGGUAUUGAGAGGUAAUCAUCUGUACGUUGGAAUGCCAUGCACUUGAAAGGCACCUGACAUGUGACAGUGUCGUAGACGGAUACACCCAAAUCUUUCAGACUGGAUCCUGAUCCAGAGCACAUGAGAAUGUGUGACUUGAUCUUAACUAUAGUUCACACAACAUGAAGCUAAUAUUGAUUAGUGGUCCAGAAUCCAGAUGGCAGUAUCUUGGAUCGUAGUAUGCUAGUAUAUCCGAUUGUGAGCGUCUCCAUGGGAACAAUUCGUUGUGUUGAAGAAACAAAAUGUCUGUUCCAUGUGCAGUACCCUAGAAAAUAGGAAUUGAGUUAAAUGCAAAAUACUCUAGUGGCGUUUAGGACAAGAUGUAAGCGAAAGGCUAGUCUGUCAUGUGGGUGAUCACUCAGUUAGUCUAAUGAUCUAACCAAGCACAUGCAUGUAAGGGGUUUUUAUUUUGACUGAAAUAAAGCUGAAGAGUUGGCGUGCAACAGGUUUUACUUUCCCGGACUUGGGUGCGUGGUAAAACACAUUAAUUGUCAGCGACUUAUUUGGCUGUCGGCACCGCCUGAAAAGUGUUGAGGGCCAUAACCCGUCCUUUAGGGUUUUUGACAACAAUGCCAUGUGGACGCACGCAUAGCAAUAUCGGCCCUGAGAAAACUGAUCCACGUACCCUAUUUCAACAACAUUUUGCCGCAAACGAAGGCAGGAUUGCAUGCUCUACUACACCAACUCUCACACAAGCCAGGGAAAAUAAACGCACGAGAGGUAGGAUUUUGUCUUUGUGUUGACAGGUCCAACAAUAGUAUUAUUGUUUCCUAGCAUAUAUUGCUCUAGCUAGCACCAAUUUGUUCUAUAUAUCAUCUACACUGGAAACAUAAUCUGUGCAAAAUUACAAUAUAAGGGGGGCGUAAUGGACUCUGCAUCUAUCAUAAAUUCAUAAUUAAGCAGGGGGGGGGG
Molecule: messenger RNA, 2238 nt
Organism: Oryza brachyantha (malo sina)
Lineage: Eukaryota; Viridiplantae; Streptophyta; Magnoliopsida; Poales; Poaceae
Product: protein DOUBLE-STRAND BREAK FORMATION-like
Exons: 6
Coding region: 1-777 (258 amino acids)
Biological process (GO): meiotic DNA double-strand break formation
Source: RefSeq, a predicted model, not a curated record